GAUCCCUUCGUAUCAGGAGCGUUACUAGUGGUUCUUGAUAUUGUAAACAAAACAACCUGACCGGCUGCUAUCCGAUAGGAGGAAACCCUACAGAUUCACAAGAUGACUUCGAAAGUAUUUUUAAACAACAUUUCAUCCUUCUCCGCAAGGCAAGCUUUUUUCGUGAAAUUUGUUCCGUUCUUGACAUUUUCCUCGAAACCACCAACGGAGAAACCGCUUAGUCCUAGGAUGGAGCAGUUCCAGAAGAAGUUGCGCGAGAAGACUCCUAUUGGGAAAUUGGAUGAAAUAGUUGGUAAACAUCCGUACCAGGAAAAGGAACCGCUUGAGCCAUGGCCCAAUAACACAAAUCCGAAUACCGGUGAGGUUGGAGGACCUCGAGGACCAGAACCAACGAGAUACGGUGAUUGGGAACGCAAGGGAAGGGUUUCUGAUUUCUAGAACAAAGCAAUAAGUAUAACUAACAGAUGUUUACAGAAUUAUUUAGGUAUAGCCAAUAAAUUUCAGAAACAUUUCGAUUAAAGAACUAUUAUGCUAUUAUAGCAAGCUAUUAUGCAACUAUAAUUGACAAUUGAGAUGCUAAAAUUUUAGGAAUACGCGUCUAAUAAAACAAAAAUCUUCAUGAACAAAC
This is a messenger RNA of Toxorhynchites rutilus septentrionalis, 628 nucleotides long. Its product is annotated as succinate dehydrogenase assembly factor 4, mitochondrial-like. The record is from RefSeq and is a predicted model, not a curated record. Gene Ontology annotation, cellular component: mitochondrion. The coding region runs from base 103 to 438 and encodes 111 amino acids. Gene Ontology annotation, biological process: mitochondrial respiratory chain complex II assembly. Lineage: Eukaryota; Metazoa; Arthropoda; Insecta; Diptera; Culicidae. The transcript has 2 exons.